This is a messenger RNA of Lactuca saligna, 444 nucleotides long. The record is from the annotation of a GenBank genome assembly. Lineage: Eukaryota; Viridiplantae; Streptophyta; Magnoliopsida; Asterales; Asteraceae.
AUGUACGAUCCAAAUGCACCUAUAUCUGUGUUCUUCAUUGUUGAACUUGAUCUAAAAGACAAAAUCAUCAAUCAGAAUCAUGAAGAUAUAGAUAUGUUGAAAAAAACUGAUAGAAAAGAAUAUACUCGAAAAGCUUUAUCAAAACUGGUUACUAUUCUCAAACAACUCUCUCCCUCAGCUUCAUCUCACACUAGGACUACUUCAGUUCAUGUUGACAAGUCUCACACUGAAAAGCUUCAAGCUAAGAAAUUUCGCACUACCAAGAAGUCUCAUAUUGUCAGGACUUCACACGUUCACAAAUCAGUUCACACUGAUAAGUUUGUUCAAGUUGGCAAGACUUUUGAAAGUGUUAAGCUAUCUCAAGUUGUAAAGACUUCAUCUCACCAUGUCAAGACUCAAGCUCCAGCUUCUUACAAGGCAAAGCAAUCAAAGAAAAGAAAGUAG